This is a messenger RNA of Bufo gargarizans (Asiatic toad), 5373 nucleotides long. RefSeq names its product myosin VI (gene MYO6). Gene Ontology annotation, molecular function: ATP binding; microfilament motor activity; actin filament binding. NCBI's taxonomy places the organism in Eukaryota, Metazoa, Chordata, Amphibia, Anura, Bufonidae. The coding region runs from base 138 to 4034 and encodes 1298 amino acids. The record is from RefSeq and is a predicted model, not a curated record. The transcript is spliced from 36 exons. Gene Ontology annotation, cellular component: ruffle; endocytic vesicle; cytoplasm. Gene Ontology annotation, biological process: endocytosis; inner ear auditory receptor cell differentiation; vesicle transport along actin filament.
CUGGUGACGUCAGCGGGGCAGUUCUCCGGUGCUGGCUGGGCGCUGAGGCUGUGCAGUGCUCCGGGGUCAGAGUGUCAGUGUCCCCGGCCUGGUGUCCGUGCGGCGGAGCGGUAAACGGUGGGAGCAGUGAAAGCACCAUGGAGGACGGAAAGCCAGUCUGGGCACCUCACCCAGCUGAUGGCUUUCAGUUGGGUAACAUUGUGGAUAUUGGACCAGAUUCUUUAACAAUUGAACCACUACAUCAAAAGGGAAAGACAUUUCUGGCAGCUAUAAACCAGGUUUUUCCUGCUGAAGAGGACAUCUCAAAACAUGUGGAAGACAACUGUUCUUUGAUGUAUCUCAAUGAAGCUACCCUUCUUCACAACAUUAAAGUUCGAUAUAAUAAAGAUAAAAUAUAUACCUAUGUGGCCAAUAUUCUGAUUGCAGUAAAUCCGUAUUUUGAUGUUCCGAAACUUUAUACCUCUGAAUACAUUAAAGUGUACCAGGGUAAAUCACUGGGAACUUUGCCACCACAUGUAUAUGCGAUAGCUGAUAAGGCCUUCAGAGACAUGAAGGUUUUGAAGAUGAGCCAGUCAAUCAUCGUGUCUGGAGAGUCGGGAGCCGGCAAGACAGAAAAUACUAAGUUUGUUCUGAGGUAUCUGACUGAAUCCUAUGGUACUGGACAAGAUAUUGACGAGAGGAUUGUAGAAGCUAAUCCUUUAUUAGAAGCCUUCGGAAAUGCAAAAACUGUCCGCAAUAACAACAGUAGUCGCUUUGGAAAAUUUGUGGAAAUUCACUUUAAUGAAAAGUAUUCAGUGGUGGGGGGAUUUGUGUCUCACUACCUUCUGGAGAAGUCGCGUAUCUGUGUACAAGGACAAGAUGAGAGGAAUUACCAUAUUUUCUACAGGUUGUGUGCUGGGGCAUCGGAGGAGAUUCGUCAGAAACUUUUUUUGAGUUCUCCUGAUAACUUCAGAUAUCUGAAUCGUGGCUGUACCAGGUACUUUGCUUCCAAGGACACUGAUAAACAGAUUCUCCAAAAUCGCAAGAGUUCAGAGUACCUUAAACAUGGCUCUCUAAAGGACCCGCUGUUAGAUGAUCAUGGAGAUUUCAAUCGCAUGUGCAUCGCCAUGAAGAAGAUUGGCUUGGAUGACACGGAGAAGCUUGAUCUUUUUCGAGUGGUUGCUGGCGUCCUCCACCUUGGAAAUAUUGAUUUUGAAGAAGCUGGGAGCACCUCUGGUGGCUGCACACUGAAGAACAAAUCCAGCAAAUCAUUAGAAUACUGCUCUGCACUCCUUGGACUGGAUGAAGAUGAUCUGCGCGUCAGCCUAACCACACGUGUCAUGCUUACAACAGCAGGGGGCGCCAAAGGCACAGUUAUCAAGGUGCCACUAAAAGUGGAGCAGGCAAACAGUGCCCGAGAUGCACUGGCAAAGGCAGUGUACAGCCGGCUCUUCGACCAUGUGGUUAACAGAGUGAACCAGUGCUUCCCGUUUGAGAGGUCCUCCUACUUUAUUGGCGUUUUGGACAUUGCUGGCUUUGAAUACUUUGAACACAACAGUUUUGAACAGUUUUGCAUUAACUACUGUAAUGAGAAGCUGCAGCAGUUCUUUAAUGAAAGAAUCCUAAAAGAGGAGCAGGAAUUGUAUCAGAAGGAAGGCCUUGGUGUGAACGAAGUGCAUUAUGUGGAUAACCAAGAUUGUAUAGAUCUAAUUGAGUCAAAAUUAGUGGGCGUCCUGGAUAUACUGGAUGAAGAGAACAGACUUCCUCAGUCAAGCGACCAACACUUUACCUCUGUGGUUCACCAGAAACAUAAGGACCACUUCCGCCUUACGAUCCCCAGAAAAUCUAAACUAACUGUCCAUCGAAAUAUCCGAGAUGAUGAGGGCUUCAUCAUCCGUCAUUUUGCAGGAGCUGUGUGCUAUGAAACAAGACAAUUUGUGGAGAAGAAUAAUGAUGCACUGCACAUGUCACUGGAGUCCCUCAUUUGCGAGUCCAAAGAUAAAUUUGUACGGGAACUGUUUGAAUCUGCCAAUAAUCACAAGGAUUCAAAGCAGAAGACGGGAAAACUCGGUUUCAUUAGUGUGGGGAACAAAUUCAAGACCCAGCUGAAUCUGUUACUUGAAAAACUUCGAAGCACGGGAUCCAGCUUCAUCCGUUGUAUCAAGCCCAAUUUGAAAAUGACAAGUCAUCAGUUUGAAGGAGCGCAAAUUCUGUCUCAGCUUCAGUGUUCAGGAAUGGUAUCUGUCCUGGACCUUAUGCAGGGGGGCUUCCCAUCCCGGGCCUCGUUCCAUGAACUCUAUAACAUGUACAAGAAGUAUAUGCCAGAGAAGAUGUCUCGUCUAGACCCCAGACUUUUCUGCAAGGCUCUGUUUAAAGCCUUGGGCUUAAAUGAAAAUGAUUACAAAUUUGGAUUAACUAAGGUGUUUUUCAGGCCUGGCAAGUUUGCCGAAUUUGAUCAGAUCAUGAAGUCUGAUCCAGAUCAUUUAGCCGAACUGAUAAAGCGUGUCAAUCACUGGCUUAUCUGCAGCCGCUGGAAGAAGGUCCAGUGGUGUGCACUUUCCGUCAUAAAAUUGAAAAAUAAAAUUAAAUAUCGGGCCUCUGCCUGCAUUAAAAUGCAAAAGACCAUUCGGAUGUGGCUCUGCAGAAAGAAGCACAAACCACGAAUUGAUGGCAUGAAAAAGGUGCGAACUCUGAAAUCUAGGCUUAUCAAAUUCAAUGAAGUUGUCAGUGCUCUGAAGGAAGGGAAGGCAGAGAUGAACAAGCAGGUGAAGGACCUGGAGUCGUCCAUCGAUGCUCUUAUGUCUAAGAUAAAGAACACCAUAAUGACCCGUGACCAGAUUGAAAGAGAAUAUGAUGCUCUUGUGAAGAGCUCAGGCCAACUCCUCGAUGCCUUACAGAAGAGGAAGAAAGAAGAGGAAGAAGCUGAACGCUUGCGUCGUAUACAGGAGGAGAUGGAACGGGAGAGGAAAAGGCGUGAGGCUGAAGAGGAGCUGCGGAGAAAAGAGGAAAAUGAGAGGAGACUAAAAUCUGAGAUUGAAGCAAAAAGGAAACAAGAUGAAGAAAACCGGAAAAAGAGGGAAGCGGAAGAAAGGAGAAUGCAGGCAGAGGUGGAGUUGCAGCUAGCCAGAGAUCGUGAGGAGGAAUCCCAGCAGCAAGCUAUUCUUGAACAAGAGCGUAGAGAUCGUGAGCUUGCCAUGAGGAUAGCUCAGAGUGAGUCUGAGCUCAUCAAUGAAGAUUUUGGUCCAGACUCUGCACUGCGCAGCAUAAAACCAGAGGUCACUGCGCCCUGUGCGACCGAUGCCAAGGCUGGUGCUGGAAAGGCCAAAAUGACAAUGGAUGAAAUGGCCAAAGAAAUGUCUGACAUUCUUUCUAGGGGGGUGCAAGUCCAGGCUACAAAAUCGGCUGCCAGUGUCAAGAAGUAUGACUUAAGCAAGUGGAAAUACGCAGAGCUCAGAGAUGCAAUCAAUACUUCGUGUGAUAUCGAGUUGCUGGCAGCAUGCAGAGAAGAAUUUCAUAGGCGGCUCAAAGUUUAUCAUGCCUGGAAGUCAAAGAACAAGAAGCGCAAUACAGAAACUGACCAGCGUGCCCCCAAGUCAGUUACAGAUUAUGAUUUUGCUCCAUUUAUGACCAACACAACCCAGCAGAACCCAGUGGUGCAGCUGCCUGCCAGACAACAGGAAAUUGAGGUGAACCGGCAGCAACGAUACUUCCGCAUUCCAUUUAUUCGCCCGGCUGACCAGUACAAGGAGCCUCAGAACAAGAAGAAAGGAUGGUGGUAUGCGCAUUUUGAUGGACCAUGGAUUGCCCGUCAAAUGGAACUCCAUCCAGAUAAGCCACCAAUCAUGCUGGUAGCUGGCAAAGAUGACAUGGAGAUGUGCGAAUUAAGUUUAGAAGAAACCGGUUUAACAAGAAAACGUGGAGCAGAAAUUUUGCCCAGACAGUUUGAAGAGAUUUGGGAGCGCUGUGGUGGAAUUCAAUACUUGAGUAAUGCGAUUGAAAGUAGACAAGCCCGGCCAACGUAUGCUACGGCAAUGCUGCAAAACCUUCUUAAGUAGCUGUCUAGUGAAUUUACUGUUGCACUAAGAGAUUAGUACAUAUGGGCUAAAGCAAAGGGAAACCAACCUCUGACAGAGGAACUAGGCAUUCCAUAAUCGUGUAAUAGAAAAGUCUUAAUAUAAAGUGAACACGUUUUAUUAAUUGCGGGUUUUAUUAAUUCAUACUUUUUGAGGUUUUGAUCUAGUAUCUUUAUAGUUAUGUGGUCUGUGGCCCUAGUAGUUUUAUGUUUCCGUUUUAUUUAUCAUGCAUCUUGAUUUGUGAGGCCUUACCUUGGAUAGUUGUUUAUUGUCUCAUCUUGAACAUGGAAGAGAAACCACAAUACACUGAGCAAGCCAAUUCUAUGGCAUUACGUUGCUAAAUGCUGGAGAACCCUUCAAAGUAUAAUGGAGAUUUAAUUAAAAGGGUCACUGUGUAAUUGUACAAUAUCUUGGUUUUAGAAAUACUAUUCCAUGGACUGUAACUGUUUUGAACUUUUUUUUUUUAAACAAUUUUUCUCUUAUAUGAAAAUGUAUGGCCUUUAAGUCUGUUGCCUAUGCUACCAUUUAUUCUCCUUUAAAGUAGAGGAACAUUUGACAUUCCAGCAUAAUUUUAAUAAGACAUUUGGAUUUGACUUACUGUUUGACUUGAAUGCAAUGAAUGGAGAUCAUAUAGGAUUGAUGCGAUAUGCAUCAAUGCAUGUGUGUAUGUUUUACUGCACUGAGAUUCAAAGGUAGUUUGGCCGCUAAAUAAUUUAAGAUUAAAUAUUAAAAUUAUUAUUAAUGAUUAUAAUGCACAUUUACUUGUCCUGAAUUCAACCUUCUCCGUAUAGGUUUAAAAUAUAGUCUGACAUCUUUGUCUAUUAUAUUGUACAUUCUUUACCAGCCUAUAGACAUUCUAUUUUCUCAAUUGCUUGGCUGAGGUCUAGAUAUUGCCGUAUAGCGGCCAUGAUAUGACUGUCUAUUUAUAAGGGUUUGAUACCAUUGUUUUAGUGCCCUAUCCGAUAAAAGGAAUGAAAAUUGUUGGGGUCAUUUAUCAAACUGGUGUAAAGUAAAACUUUCCUACUUGCCCAUGUCAAUCAAUCAGAUUCCACCUUUCAUUUUUCACAGAUCCUUUGGAUAAUGAAAGAUGGAAUCUGAUUAGUUGCUAUGGGCAACUAAGCCAGUUCUACUUUACACCAGUUUGAUAAAUGACCCCAUAUAUUCUUGUGACUUGAAAUGUAUCACUGAAGUUCAUUUUUGUGUUCCAUGUGCUGUGACAAAGAUACUUUGGAUUGAAACCCUCUGUUUUUCCCUGUCCUCUCCGAAAGAAUGUUAACACAACCUGGUCAACUAAUAAAUUAUAUAGUUAUUUCAUACGGUU